AUGCUCACUCGAUCCACUUACACCUAUGCCACCCACGAGAUACCCCUGGAGUGCGAUGUCUACAGGGCAGACGACCACUACCCCGACACCACCGAGAGCCCGUCUUCUUGUUCUUCCACGCGGGCGGCCUCGUUGGAGGCUCCCGGGCUUGUGUCCCGCCAUGGCUGGCCCAAUUAUCGUCUGCUCCCCCAGGUUGGAGCAAAAGGCUUGCUCGAGGACGCCCUCGCCGCAUACAACUUUGCCCAGAUCUGGGGUGCGUGCAUUUCAGGGCGCAAACGACCCGUCAUCGUCGGCGGCGCCAGUGCCGGCUUCUUCAUGGCAAAUCUAAUCGCUCAUCACGUCACACCUGAACCGGUCGCCAUGCUCAGUCUCACAGGCGUCCCUACUUUUCGCCAUGAAUUCUUCAAUUCGUCCGUUCUUCUCACGCCAGCGCCUAUCAGGGAUGAGGACGUAGCAUCAUUCGUCAAUGGACCUCUGAAAGCGGGCACUACUAAUGCCUAUGACCCGUCAGCAUUCGUGGUUGAUCGGCUAUUGCCAUCCGGAGAGAGAAACCCCGGCUUUGCUCAGCCAGCACCGCCGGUGGGUAUCGGAGUCAAUCCAAAUGCUGUCACUAGGGAAAGCCUCUACGAUUAUUGGCUACACAGGAAUGAGUACCUCAAGCUUGUCGGGGACGUCGACCAGGGGUUUCAAUGGGCGAAGGAUGAUCCGAAAGGAGAAAAGCUGAAGAGUGGCCGUCGACUAUCUUCAUCCAAGAAAGCUAUGCUGUGCCUAGCUCAGGGCGAAGGACAUCUUUUCGAGGCGACGUCAUUAUUCGAGGACAGUUCACCAGGCAUGGAUGCUGUAAGGGAAGCUGUCAGACUGCUGGAUGGCCUGCUCGGGGCUUGA
Messenger RNA from Anthostomella pinea, 885 nucleotides. The record is from the annotation of a GenBank genome assembly. Lineage: Eukaryota; Fungi; Ascomycota; Sordariomycetes; Xylariales; Xylariaceae.